UUCGACAUCGAUGCCUUUUACCGCACCGUUUGCACUGGAAUGCUGCGUGGAAAUGAUGACCAAUCAUGUAGCGCAACCUGCGUUCCUACAGAGAAAGCUGCGCAGAUUAACAAAAAUCUGCAUAUGCAACCGCGCCCAUUGAAGACAAACCUCUUCCGCCCUGUCGCGCACCUGAAAUCGUCACUUGAUCCCCUCCCCCUUCCAUUUAUGCAUGGUGCAUUACUGGGAUAGCUAGCCCAAGGAGAUUAUAAUACGAUGUGAGACAAUUUGAACAAAAUGGUGCGUUGAUUUAAGAGGCGCAUAUUUGAAGGUCAUGACUGUAUUGUAUGUACGAGAAGUACGAAAGUCUCGGCAUUUUAAUUGUGUCAUUUUUUCCCUUACGGUGUCGCCUUUCCUUACGCAGCGCCCUCUGAAGACUUGCACUUGGAUUGGAUUUUUUUUUUCAUCUCGCCAGGAUACUGAACUAGCGGGGAAGUGUCAGAGGCAAGCAAGCGAUCAGGGAGGAGCGAUGGGAAGCGUAGAGACAGACAGAUGCGAACAGUGUAACUGAUGAGAGCCUUAGCUUUCAGUUUUGAGAUCAAAAUAAUUUAUUACCUUCUCGAUUAAACAGUAUCACUGAGAAAACUAAAGGAAAAACAGGUCUCCGGCAUCAUCGUCUUCCCUUCCGCUGCACCCCCUCCUCCUCGUCAACCUCUGGUUAAUAAAGUAAUGGAGAGAUGAACUGUGAUCGUAAUAAACUGUGGACAAAAUUGAACAGACAUGGCUGAUACCACUAGUUUUCGAGGCAUGGAGAGAGGCAGAGGCAGGACCCAAGCCGACUCCGGCCUGAGAAGCCUAUAUCCACAGCAGUAUCCUUACCCUGCAACGCAAGGCUUGGAAAUCCAGGAGCUGGCUUCUAAACGAGUGGAUAUCCAAAAGAAGAGGUUUUAUCUGGACGUGAAGCAGAGCUCCAGGGGUCGUUUCCUGAAGAUUGCUGAAGUAUGGAUUGGCAGAGGCCGACAGGACAAUAUAAGAAAGAGCAAGCUGACACUCUCCAUGGCAAUGGCCCCUGAUCUAAGGUACUGUCUUGGAGAUUUCAUUGAAUAUUAUGCUCAUCUGGGACUACGAGGUGCCCAGGGGCAAAGGCUAGAGGAGCAUACUAACAAUCAGGGCCAUCAUCAGGAUACUAGGAGAAGACAUCACCCUGCCUCUUCACCAACAGGAUCUGCUGCAUCUGAAGAACAUGUCCAUAGGGUGCUAAAAAGUGAGUUUAUUGAGCGAGACAACCGAAAGUACUACUUGGACCUAAAAGAAAACCAGCGUGGGAGGUUUCUUCGGAUAAGACAGACUGUGAGUAGAGGUCACGGAACCAUGGGUUACUAUGGACAAGGCAUUGAGCAGACUAUUGUACUGCCAGCACAAGGGCUCAUUGAAUUCAGAGAUGCAUUGUCCCAGCUCAUUGAAGAUUAUGGGGAGGAUGACAGUGAAGAGCGCAACCGAAGUCGAAAUCAUGAAGAGUCUCCAGAGCUUCCUGACGGUGUCUCCUUCAGAGUGGAUAACAAAAGGUUUUAUUUUGAUGUUGGCUCCAACCGAUAUGGGGUAUUCCUAAAGAUAAGUGAAGUGAGACAACCGUAUCGGAACACAAUCACUGUCCCUUUCAAAGCUUGGUCCAGAUUUGGUGACAACUUCAUUAGGUAUCAAGAAGAAAUGACAAGGAUCUUCAACUGUCACAAGGAGAAGAGGACAGACCCACGAGGAGACAGUGGGGAGGAGCAAGAUGAUUGACCAUGGACUAAGUGGUAAAGGCUAAUCCUUACAAAAAGUUUAACAUAGUUUAUAUAUUGUUUUCUAUACUGUACCUCGGAAAUACUGUACUGUAUGACUCUAGUCAACUAGCACUUUGAAAUGAGUAACUGUUAUCCCUCAAUUUAUUACCUUGCACCGUGAACAUAGGGAGGAGAAAAGCAUGGGGUAAAGUAAAUGAACAAGUUGGUUUUAGCACAAACAUAUUAAUAUUCAUAAUAGCCUUCUGUAUAUCGUGGUACCAGUACUAGGAAUAGGUAUGAGUGUGAUCUUAAUGUAUAAUUUUCAUAAUUAUAUAGUAUAGUGUCAGUUAUACUGAGAUCCUCUUUAAAAGCAGGGAGGUGAUGGUUGCUUUGCAUGUUGCUGUGGACUUUUUAUUGAUUUGUUUUGUCCACCCAUCAUUUUUAAGUAUGAUGAUGUGACAUUCCCAGGGUCUCAAUUUUAGGCACCUCUGGUCUGAUGUCCAUCUUUCUCUCACUGAAUAUUAAAAAUGACUUAGUACUGGCCAGUGUCCUGGUAAAAAAAAAAAAGUCAGAGCCUGAAUCUCAUUUUAUGUUUUUUAGGUCUUGUUUAUAGUUUAUGCUUUAGUAGGAGAGUUUAGUAUUUUUGUUUCUUUAAAAUGCAGCUCACUUACCUAAAGAAUGGCUAGAGUUGCUGUCCUCCUUUUUUAUUCAAUAUGCUUGUGAUGUGAUGCUCACCUCCUUUUAUCUGCCCCUUUUCCAAAGUUUGUCUGUUUUGUAGACAUCAUCAUAAAAGACAAAUCAUUGUGUUUUUAUUCAUUUAUAAUUUUAUCAGCAUACUAUCCACAACCAUUUUGUUAUAAUUAGGAGAGUUACCAGAUGCAAAUGCAAAGGGCAUUGCAAUGUUCAUCGAAUGAAGGUACUAAUUCACAGUGACAAAUAUUGUAUUUAUGGAUAAUUGACAAUUAUGAGAUGUAAAGUAUUAAUUCAGACCCACUUCUGAAUUACACUUUAGUGGAAUUAUUCCAUUUGAAAUACUCAAUUACUAGUUUACAUCAUUAUUUUCAACAGUGUGAAUUAUAUUCAUUUGUAAAGAAAUGUAAAGGAAGAACUCUAAGUUCUACAUCUAAGGUUUAAAUGUUAGCAUAUGUGAUAUUUUCUGCAGCGUCACACUGGUACAAAGGGAAAUGUCUGCCUUGUGCUGCAGUUAUGCACCUGUAUAGAAAAGAACUUUGCAUGGAAGGUUAUAGCUUGAAUAUACCCUACUGGAUGACAUUUUAUAAAAGGGCAAAAGGAUCUUUCAUAUUUAUGCAGUUGUGCAAGAGUAAGAUGUGUUAGCAUUAUGAUUCCUUUCUCCCAUUUAAGUAGUUUGUAACUUGAAAAAAAAGAUUACAUGUUCAAAUGUUUUAUAUGUGACUUUUCUAACAUAUGUUAAGUUUUUACCAUUUUGAUAGAAUUUCAGAACUAUUAAAUGCCACCUGUUUACUGAAAAGAAAAUAUACAAUCGAUGUGACAUUUACCUGAGUUUAAAAUGUAACCAAAAAUAGUAAUUAAGAUUUUAAAAACAAGAAAUGGUGCAAGAUGAAAAUUUGCCCUUCCUGGGUAUAUUAUGUACCUCAUGCAAUUCUGAGCAAGCUGUGAUGUUGUGAGUAGUGACCAGCAAUAGGAGGGGUUUCAGGCUUAUUGCAGUGUCAGCACUAGAGUUAAAAAAAUAUAUAUAUUAUAAUUUAGGGCUUUAUUUACAUUAUACCUGGAAAUUAAAAUUAACAUUUAUAUUGUAAAAUACAGCAAGUUUUCAGCUCAGUGCCAUACACUAAAGUUACUGAACUACUGGCAUUUACCACCAUCACUAUCCAGUCGGCAAUCCAAUUAUUUUUUUCUUACGUAUACAGUAUAGCAAGCGGUGAGAGUCUUGGACUACAAUUAAGGUCCAUGAUGUGCUUCUAAAGGUUUUCAGCAUUUAGAUGACUAUAAAAAAGAAAGUUAAAAUUCUUAUAAUUAAAGUAGGCAGUGGACUUAUUCUAGUUUCUUACUGUAUAUGGAGCACUUUAUGAAAUUACACAGUUGAAUUGAAUAUGAAAAAUUGUGCAUUAAGUUUGCAUAGGAAUCGCAAUUCAUGAGUAUGCUGCUACUCCCUUGCUAAGGAUAUAACUGAAAUUUCCGUUAUAUUUUUAAGUCUUCUGUAAAUAAAGUAGAAGCAGAAGAAUAUCUUUCAUAAAGUAGCUUGGUAGCAGUGCUUCCUUGUAGUGACACUGUAACAAUUUGUGUUGUUGAUAAUGCACUGAAAGCAUUUGUUAUAAAAUAAGUCUAUAACUGAAUGGUUUUAAACUAUAGUAUGAAAACAGGAGAGGAAAUUCCAGUAUUUCCUUGGCUUGGUUGCUCGAUCUUUAAUGCACAUACAGAUAAUCAUUUUUAAAUGUACUUGAAUUUACUUUUUAAUAGCACUUUAAAUUACUGAAUUCAAUUGGUGAACAUCAGAAAGUGAAUUUUUAGCUUUGUAGAGAUAAUUAAAAUACAUAUGUAAAAACAUCAAGAUUGCAUUUCUUUGGAAAUGUUUCUACAUGAAGAGGAUAUAUUAUCAUUUUGGUUUUAUUUAAAUAUGUCUAACUUAAAAUACUAUCUAAAAUAGUUAAGCUUCUACCUAAGAAGUAUUUAAUGUUAUGAAAAAUAUUAGCUAAAAUGAGAAAUCUGUGUUUUAUGGCAAGGAUGGUUUACUCUAGAGGGUAUCAAUGCCUUAAAACUGAUUAAUGUAAAGGUGCUUAUUUCCUGGAUAGUGAAGAGUGAUUAAACCCUUUAGACUGUGAUUUCAAAGAUUAUUAUCUUUAAUAAGCACAAUUAAUCACUUCAUUCUGAGUUUAUGUUUAUUUUACUUUCUAUACAGAUACCACAGUAUACAGGGAAAAUAUUGACAAGAUCAAAAUUUUGGCUGCAAAUUGUCCAUGGAUUUUCAUAUUUUACAUAAAUUUGACACAAUAUGAGCCCUUUUGGAAUGAAAUCUGUCAGUGUGUGUCUGUGUCAAGAGUUUGUGGACCCAACAAUUCAAAUGAAAUUUGGCACCAUUAUUAGGAUUGUAAAAUGUUAGAUGCCCAUUGUUUUGUUUUUUUAUCAGAAUUGCUCCAGUACAUUUUACUAUACCAAGGUAACUGCAUACAUUCAUUAUGUUCUCUAUAUAAUGUGUAUAUGAUAUAUAGGGAAAGUAAUGA
Molecule: messenger RNA, 4945 nt
Organism: Polypterus senegalus (gray bichir)
Lineage: Eukaryota; Metazoa; Chordata; Cladistia; Polypteriformes; Polypteridae
Gene: purg
Product: purine-rich element binding protein G
Exons: 1
Coding region: 760-1764 (334 amino acids)
Biological process (GO): regulation of transcription by RNA polymerase II
Cellular component (GO): nucleus
Molecular function (GO): DNA-binding transcription factor activity, RNA polymerase II-specific; RNA polymerase II transcription regulatory region sequence-specific DNA binding; purine-rich negative regulatory element binding
Source: RefSeq, a predicted model, not a curated record